CUAUGCGACAAAGCGCUUUUAAACAACUGACUGCUUCUGUUAGGACUGCUAGAAUUCAGCGUACAGGAUAUUUUAGUCAAAGAUUGGGAUUUUCUACUAAUGCGUUGCAAUGCUCAUCUGUAAUGUCUGCGCUCCGUAUUGCGUCAUGCCAAUACCAGAAAAAACAAUGGCUUCAUUCUACCAACUGUGCUGACCAAUCCGCCCCCAAUUCAAAUAUAUCUGCACCUGGGGUUGGAAUUUCGGAUGCGAAAGCUACUUCUACAUCCACUACUGUUUCUCCUCGUCCAAUCUAUCUGGAUGUACAGGCUACUACACCAAUGGAUCCUCGAGUUCUUGCCAAGAUGAUGCCUUAUUUUACAGAAAUGUAUGGAAACCCUCAUUCUCGCACACAUCAAUUUGGCUGGGAAUCCGAAGCUGCAGUUGAAGCUGGUCGUGCGGAAAUUGCAAGUCUGGUUGGGGCUGAUCCAAAAGAAAUCAUUUUCACAAGUGGAGCCACUGAAUCUAAUAAUCUGGCCAUUAAAGGUGUUGCCCGAUUUUACAAGAGCAAGAAACGACAUAUUAUCACUACUCAAACUGAACACAAAUGUGUUUUGGAUUCAUGCCGUGUGCUUGGAGAAGAAGGAUUUGACAUUACAUUCUUACCUGUUCAGACAAAUGGCCUUGUUGAUCUCAAGGUUUUGGAAGCCGCUAUUCGACCAGACACUGCUUUGGUCUCUGUAAUGACUGUUAACAAUGAAAUUGGUGUUAUUCAACCCAUCAAGGAGAUUGGACGUAUCUGCCGCGAACACAAGGUUUUUUUCCAUACUGAUGCUGCUCAAGCAGUUGGAAAGAUUCCAAUCGAUGUCAACGAGAUGAACAUUGAUCUUAUGUCAAUUUCUGGACACAAGAUAUAUGGCCCCAAAGGGAUUGGAGCACUUUAUGUUCGCAGACGGCCUCGUGUUCGUCUUGAACCACUUAUUUCAGGUGGUGGCCAAGAACGAGGUCUUCGUAGUGGAACUGUUCCCACUCCUCUUGUUGCAGGUUUUGGCGAAGCAUGCAGACUCGCAAAGUUGGAAAUGGAGUCCGACUCCAAACGCAUCAAGAAGAUGUCUGACCGUCUUAUCAACACAUUAACUUCCAAAAUCCCGAAUGUUAUACGAAAUGGAGAUCCUGAUUCGACAUAUCCAGGCUGCGUGAAUCUGUCAUUUGCCUAUGUUGAAGGCGAGUCCCUUUUGAUGGCACUUAAAGCGAUUGCUUUGUCUUCAGGGAGCGCAUGCACGUCUGCAUCUCUUGAACCCUCAUAUGUCCUUCGCGCACUUGGUGCUGAUGAUGAAAUGGCACACUCUUCAAUUCGAUUUGGUAUUGGCCGCUUUACAACUGACGAAGAGGUCGAUUUUGCGAUUAACGAGGUGUUGCAGCAUGUUGAACGGCUGCGUGAAAUGAGCCCGCUAUGGGAGAUGGUUCAAGAAGGUGUCGAUCUUAAAUCCAUUAAUUGGUCCCAGCAUUAAAUUUUGUUUGCAGUGUACUAUUUGAAUGCAUUAUCUACCGUCCGUUUUCUUUUUAGUUUGGUUAUGCAAAGAAUUGUGGU
Batrachochytrium dendrobatidis JAM81 is the source of this 1567-nucleotide messenger RNA. Its product is annotated as cysteine desulfurase. Gene Ontology annotation, biological process: [2Fe-2S] cluster assembly. Gene Ontology annotation, cellular component: mitochondrion; nucleus; cytosol. The transcript has 8 exons. Gene Ontology annotation, molecular function: pyridoxal phosphate binding; cysteine desulfurase activity. The coding region runs from base 3 to 1487 and encodes 494 amino acids. The record is from RefSeq and is a predicted model, not a curated record. NCBI's taxonomy places the organism in Eukaryota, Fungi, Chytridiomycota, Chytridiomycetes, Rhizophydiales.